Ricinus communis (castor bean) is the source of this 3207-nucleotide messenger RNA. RefSeq lists its product as uncharacterized. Bases 2441 to 2806 code for a protein of 121 amino acids. The transcript has 3 exons. NCBI's taxonomy places the organism in Eukaryota, Viridiplantae, Streptophyta, Magnoliopsida, Malpighiales, Euphorbiaceae. The record is from RefSeq and is a predicted model, not a curated record.
CAAUUCCCGCAAUUAAAGCCCUAAACCCUAGAGACCCACCAUAUAAAAGUAUCUCAACCGGAUCAAAAAUUUCAGAGGUAUGACAAUGAGGUAGGAGAUCGUAUAACCAAGAAAUUAGAAAUAUAUUUAGUUGUUUUUUCGCAAAAGCACCAAAAUAGCCCCUUGAUUCUUCAAGUUGCAGAGUUUCAAGGAAUCAACGAGAAAAGGGUAUUAUUAUAAGGUGCUAUAUUAACAAUGGCGAAUAACUCACUCCUUUGCAGUUUAUGACAUCUUUUGUAAUCUUGCAGAGAGUCUGUUUCGCCUGCAUGAACUUUUUUUAUUUUUUAUGUUUUUAAUUAUUAUUCUAUGGAAGUUUUGGAAAAGGCAAAGCCAAGAUGAUGAGUUGGUUUAGAUCUGAUUUAAGAUGUUGAAUCGCAUUUUAUCGUUAUGGUCUUCAAAGUUCUCUGAUUCGCUUUGCUUUAAUACUUUCAAUGGUUUAGAUCUCAAUUAUUAAUCCUUUUCUUUUCUGCAAAUUCGAAGACCCCAAAAGUUUGUCUUAAAUUUUGUCAAAUGUGCAGAGGCAAAGAGAAAAAUGAUGAGAUUCUAAUGGCUGAAAACUCCAUGUGGAACCUUCAUAUCCUUCAAAGUUCUCUGAUUUCUUUCCUGCAUAUCUAACGGUACAAUCAUCGUGGGUUCUCUUAUGACUUUCAUGGUGGGAUUCUUAGUUGCUAGUAUGGGCAUGUUAUGUGAUGGAUGUUUCGAAAGCUUUCUGUACCAUGUGGCAUGUUGCAAUCUUUGUCAGCACUAAAAUUCAUAGCCUGUUAUAUUUAUAUGCUAUACAGGCUUUACGAGCAUGGUGCAAUAUCAAUGUUGUUCUUAGUUUUCCUUUUUCCAAGGAAGCUUAACUUGGUCAUUUUGUUAAGUUGAGUAACAAUUUUGAAGAACAGAAGCUGGCUCUAUUUUUAAUUCCACAUUCGACAUUCAAACAUGUCUUGCUGCCGCUUUUGAUUCUUCUGAUGGUCGUUAUAUGUGCUAUGGACUUCAAUUUUCAUGUUGAUAUCAAUUUUUUUUCAAUUGAAAUGACAAAGUAGUCUUUGUUGUGGGGCUACAAUUUUCUUAAUUCCACUAGUUUUAUGCCUGGUGCAAGCAAUUUUUGGGUAACUAUUUCAAUCUAGAGUAAAAGGCCUCUGAAUUCCAAAAACUCUAGCCGGUUGCAAGAGUUGCAAAUAUUUGAUAUCUUGGGUGAUUGAUUUUGAUGUAUGGCUCUUCUUGCUUUUAAAGGAUAAUUCACGUGUAUUUCUGAAGGAUUUAUCAAACGUUAAAGCGUUUAGUUGAGCUGGAUAUCUUUUUUGCCUUGACCUGUCUUGCCUUGUAUUUUUGUGAUGUUCGUCUGUGGAAACUGUUAAUUGUUCCUGCAUUACGACUAGCAGGAGGGCAAGUAAAAGAUGUUGUGAAGUUUUACCGUGCCUGUACUUUGGCUGUUAGAAAUAGCUUAUAGAGCUCUCUGUGCAUUAGAAAAAGAUUAAAUAAAUGUUAUUAUAGAGCUAUGUGCCUCCCUUUUUGUUUCACUCGACAACACCCGUCUACAGGUUUGCAAAAAUUAUGCAAACAGUUUUGAUCCGAAAGGAUGCUAGAAAAGGGGCUUUGAGGGUUUGGAAUUGCUCUUGAUUGUUUGAAACCAGUUAUGGUGGCUACAACAUCGUAUGCAUUUUUGGCCAGUGUGUUUAUGGAGACCUGUCGGCCAAAUUUCAAAGUGAAGCUCAAUCUCACUGUUGCAGCGGCAAUGGCAAUUCACCCAUUGAUAAUGACCAUAUCGAUAAAUACAAUUUUCAGAGUGCAAUCUGCAGGAACUUUGCAAGGAAAUAACAGGGCCUCUGUCCCAGCUAGCGACCAUUUUUGAAUCUGUAUGUACGCAACGAGUUUCAUAUGAAUUAGCUUCUUUCCUUCAAAUUGAUAAUAAAAGAGAGGAACUCACAAGAAAUAACCAGAAGGGAGAGCAACCACAACACAUGCCGGAUUUCAAUUAAGAUUUGGCUGCCAACUUUGUUUUUGGUCGAUAAGGGAUUGAAUCUGUUUGCUACCUGCCUUUGUUUGUUUAAAAGAGUGCAUUUCCUGGGGUCUGAAAUUUUCUUAAACAUCAUUCACUGCCAAUAUACAUAAACAUUGAAGAUGUCUGCAGGCGAGAUGGCUUUGCUUCUCAUCAUCACUUGCAUCUUGUUGGUCUCUUCUCACCUUCUUUUUUGAUUUAGUACUGUUUCAUUUCAGUUAACACCUAGCUUAUAAUUAUUGUAGAGAUAAAUCUAGUAAGUUACUAUAUGAUUUCAGAUAUGCAUAGUUUGAGCAAAAGCAAGAGGUCUAGUAAUCGUUGAAGGACUGCAAAUAUAAUCUCGGAUGCUCAAAAGAAAUUUGCCAUAGUGUAGAAAGCAGAUGGGGGUUCCUAUGCUUAUUUUGCCAAAAAGUAAUGGAAAAGGGGACACCGAACAAUAUCGCCUACUGUCCGGCCGGUAGUGGCGUAUUCAGUUGGACCAAAUGUUUGUGUUGGAGAGCCAUGAACAAGUCUUCACUGGAGCUAGCCUUCGUCUUCAUGCUACUGGUGACUGCUUCUUUUUCAGAUAAGAAGAUUGGAGCUGAAGGAAGGAAUGUAGUCUCAUUUCGCUGUGAUACAGUUGAAGGAUGCAGGGUCGGUGUCUGCCGGAAAUGUGGAUCUUGCAGUUGCAUAAAACACUGGUGCGUAUGCAAUGAUGAUCACCGGUCUAACUUAGCAGCUGCUGGCCAGAGAGCCAUAAUGAUCAACGAGGAGCCGCGAUCAGAUGAAGUUCCAGCGUAACCAUUUAAUCAAUGGAUGAUUGUACAUAUACAUAAAUAAUGCUGUGUAAACAGCUGAGAUAUUGGGGACAUAUAUAUAUAUAUAUAUAUAAUAUGAUUUUCAGAGUUUUUUUUUUUAUAAUGCAUCUGAUGCAUAGAGGAAUCUGGAGAUGACCCAUGGUUUCAGAUGUACAUAUAAUGGAGUAAAAGGAAAAGGUUCGGUAGCAGCCUUGGCUCUCGAUGGUUGUAGCUUUGCCAGAGAUUGCAAACAUAUUCUUGGAUGCAUGCUGGAAAGCAAUUUGCCAUAAAAACAAAUGCGUAACUUCCAUUUGUGCUUGCCUCGGGGCAUGUUCUUCGAGUGAAACCACCUUUGAAAUUAUGUAAUAUGUAAUUGUGAUUGUAAUGAAAUAGCUUUCUUAAUAA